CACCUUGUCUCUUCGCGACCAUGGCCUCCCCGUCCCACCGCGACGCCUUGCGCGAGCCACGCUACUCCCGCGGCAUCCAGCGCGCGCUGGCGUGCACACCCCACCCCUCAGCCUCGAUCGCGGGCUCGACGCGCAUCGCGCGCCUCGAGAGCUUUUACGUGCGCCCGCGCUGGCUCUUUGUGCGCAUCGAAACGGAGGGCGGCGUCGUCGGUUGGGGCGAGGGCACGCUCGAGGGCCACACCGAGGCGGUGCAAGGCAGCUUGGCGGACGUCGCGCGGCGUAUUGUGGGAUGGGACGCGAUGAACAUCGAGGACAUAUAUGCCUAUCUUUACCGGCACCGGUUCUACCGCGGCGGCGAGGUGCUCAUGUCCGCCAUGAGCGGGGUGGACAUUGCGCUGUGGGACAUCAAGGGCAAGGUCCUCGGCGUGCCGGUGUGGCAGCUGCUGGGCGGGGCGGUGCGCGAGCGCUGCGAAGUGUAUGGCUGGAUCGGGGGCGACAGGCCGGCCGACGUGCUCGAGCAAGCGCGGGCGCGCAAGGCGCAGGGGUUUACCAAGGUCAAGAUGAACGCGACGGAGGCGCUGGGGUGGCUCGACUCGCCGCAUGCGCUCGACGAGACAGUGCGCCGCCUCGAAGAGGUCAAGAGUAUUGGGAUCGACGCGGGGCUCGACUUCCACGGCCGUGUACACAAGCCCAUGGCGAAACAGCUCGCGCGCGCCCUCGAGCCCCACCGCCCGCUGUUCAUUGAGGAGCCCCUCCUCCCGGGACACGUAAAUGAGCUUAAGGACUUGUACAACAAGACGACGAUUCCCAUUGCCCUCGGCGAGCGCCUCUUCACGCGCCAAGACGUCCGCCCAUACCUCGAAGCGGGGUGCAUCGACAUCAUCCAGCCGGACAUCGCGCAUGCCGGCGGGAUAUCGGAGACGCGCAAGAUCGCGACCAUGGCGGAGGCGUACGACGUGGGCGUCGCGCCGCACUGUCCGCUUGGCCCCCUCGCCUUCGCUGCUUCGCUGCAGGUCGGGUUCGCGACGCCCAACUUCGUCAUCUGCGAGAUGAGCUGGCAGAUGCAUUACAACACCGGCGGCUUUGACCUGCUGACGUACAUGACGAACCCGGAGGUCUUCGCCGUGCGCGACGGCCACAUCGACCUGCUCACGGCGCCGGGGCUCGGCGUCGAGCUCGACGAGGCACUCAUCCGCGCCGAAGCGGCCGAGGCCGCGACGCUCCCGCCAUGGUCCAACCCCGUGUUCCGGGGUCCCGACGGCGCCGUGCGCGAGUGGUAACCGUGUAUCAUGAGACCCAAUGCAUAUUCUGCCGUGCCAAGCGAUCUGCCGG
This is a messenger RNA of Cutaneotrichosporon oleaginosum, 1332 nucleotides long. RefSeq lists its product as uncharacterized. NCBI's taxonomy places the organism in Eukaryota, Fungi, Basidiomycota, Tremellomycetes, Trichosporonales, Trichosporonaceae. Gene Ontology annotation, biological process: D-galactonate catabolic process; amino acid catabolic process. Gene Ontology annotation, molecular function: galactonate dehydratase activity. The record is from RefSeq and is a predicted model, not a curated record.